AUGUGGCCAGUGGAAAGGCUGACAACCCUCGCCCCGAAGGGACAAGCUGCUAUCACCAACCAGCCUGGGACUUCAGAGCCCCUCCAGCGAAUAUCAUCUUCCCUGAAAGAUGGUUACAUUGGGAAAAGAGGAAUACAAGGACCCCCAGGAAGACCUGGACAGCAAGGACCAAAGGGAGAAGAAAUGGCAGCCAAGGAGAGGAUCCUGCAAGUACAAGGUGGCUGUGGCCGCAUCCAGGUUCAGGACCCCGCUGUGUCCCAGGAGGAGCAUCAGGCUGCAGAGGAGGGGAGAGCUGCCAACAUGUGGAGCGCACGGGGGCCCAUCUCGGUGUUUGUGAUGCUGGUUGUUGCUGCUGUGCAUGCGGGAGUAAAGGUUACCCCAGCUGUGAAGUACAUGAAGACGAAGCCCUUACAGCUGGCGGGUGACGGUGCCUCUCACACCCCCCUCACCCCCCCUGCGGGGAAAAGCCCGUUCCCAGCAGCACCAGGCAGAGCCGAAUUACCCACCCCGAGCCCCGCGGCCCGAGGGGCCACCACACUCUUCCCCUUCGAGAACUAUACGCUCGACACAGCCGAUUUCUUCUUCAACUGCUGUGACUGCUGCCUGCCUGCCGUGGGGCCCUGGGGGCAGCCAGGGGAGCAGGGACCCCCAGGUCCCAAGGGGGAGAAGGGAGAUGCUGGUCUGCAAGGUCUGCCGGGAACUGCAGGUCCUCAAGGUCCAAAAGGUUCUAAAGGAGAAAGAGGAGGCAAGGGGGAGCAAGGUGAACGAGGAGUAAGUGGAAACCCUGGUUAUCCAGGCAAACCUGGGCUGCAAGGUGAAGCUGGAGUAAAAGGCAAUAAGGGCAACUACGGCUUCCCUGGACUAAAGGGACAAAAGGGGUCCAAAGGGGACACUUGUGAGAACGGGACCAAAGGAGACAAGGGAGAUAGAGGGGAUGUUGGAGACCCGGGAGUGGACGGAGAACGGGGUGACAAAGGGGAAAAGGGAGACACAGGGGAGAAGGGGUACUGCGGGGAGCCAGGGGGGAGAGGUGCGAAGGGAGAAAGAGGGGAAGGGGGGACAAAAGGAGAAAAAGGGAGCAAAGGGGAGAUGGGGGUUGAGGGUAUUCAGGGGGUGGAUGGAAAACAGGGAGAAAAGGGCGAGCAAGGAAGUAAGGGUGAAAAAGGGGACCUGGGACCUGCUGGUGUGACGGGACCUUCUGGGCCCAAAGGGGCUGCCGGCAGCAAGGGGGGCCGAGGGGCACCAGGAAAGAAAGGCUCCCGUGGGGCAAAGGGUGCCCGAGGGGACACCGCAAAGCUCCUGCGAUCAGCGUUCAGUGCUGGCUUGUCCAAGCCCUUCCCUCCGCCCAACGUCCCCAUUAGAUUUGACAAGAUCUUGUACAAUGACCAAGAAGAUUACAACCCUUCCACUGGGAAAUUCAACUGCAGUGUGCCCGGGGCGUACGUCUUCGCCUACCACCUGACAGUGAGAGGGCGUCCAGCCCGCAUCAGCCUUGUCGCCCGCAGCAGGAAGGUGGCCAAAGCCCGCGAGACACUCUACGGCCAGGAGAUCGACCAGGCGUCCUUCCUGACCAUCCUGAAGCUGAGCGCGGGUGACCAGGUGUGGCUGGAGGUUGCACGGGACUGGAACGGGGUCUACGUCAGUGCUGAGGAUGACAGCGUCUUCACGGGGUUUCUUCUGUAUCCAGAUGUUUUUGAGAUCCUGCUAUAG
Molecule: messenger RNA, 1710 nt
Organism: Pygoscelis adeliae (Adelie penguin)
Lineage: Eukaryota; Metazoa; Chordata; Aves; Sphenisciformes; Spheniscidae
Gene: OTOL1
Product: otolin 1
Exons: 7
Coding region: 1-1710 (569 amino acids)
Molecular function (GO): protein binding
Source: RefSeq, a predicted model, not a curated record